ACACCAGCCUCACUCCUCCUCCCUCACUGUAACAGGGCAUUUUCUGCCCUGCCUUCCCUAUGACAGAACAGCCUCUCUCCAUUCUUCUCCCUCCUCUUGUGUCACAGGACAGCCUCCCCCUUCUGUAUCACAGGGCAGAUCACCCCCCCUUGCUUGCUGGGUGACAGGACGCUCCUUACCGGGUCUUUACACCAUGAAGGGCUAAUCCCAAAUAAAGGAGAGCAAGCAGGGGAAGCAGUGCUGCAUUUGCACUGAGCUCGACUGGCUGCAGUGGAAAGUGCUGCUGUGAGAUCUACUGGAUGCAUCCCAGAGGUGGAGGUCGCAAUAGGUGCAGAUCCAGUUCUACUACAGUGUGUUGUCAGGAAGAGGUGAAAGAAAAGAAAAAAAAUACAUCAAAAAAGGUCACUGCAAUAAAGAAGACAGCGGUCACAGAAUCUCUUGCUGUACUGAGCAAGAUUACCAUGGUAACCAGAAAAUACAAUUAAAAGGCAAGUGAGGCAGAAGCAGAUGAGUAGGUUGCUCCUUACCUUUGGACAGAAGGAAGUGAAACAAUUAUGCAGAGGAGAAAAGGAUAUAUGACGGAUAUGGUCACACAGUGGAGAAGGGAAUUAUCCUUUCAUUAAGAAAGGAAUGUGUCACCGCUUCCUCCAGGAAAGGGGAGUGCCAUGACAUCUGCUGAGGAGACCAUCUGCCUGCAUUUGUAUUGGUUCCCAUUUUCACAUCCCAGCUGGCAUUUAGCUUUGUGAGUGGUUCUAACUGGACCAGUUGGUAUUGGCUAUUUCUUAUUAUUUCAUCUGACAAACAUAUUGUAAUUCAUAGCUCCCUAUUAAAAUAGGAGAGGCAAAAAAACAGAGAGACAUAUAGUGAUAGAGAGAGAGCGGGGCAAUCUCCAGCUCUCUGGCAAACACCUACCAUGGGAUGUCGGCAAAGUGCGGAGGAGAAAGAAGCAGCUCGGCGCUCACGCAGGAUAGAUCGCCACCUGCGCUCUGAGAGCCAGCGCCAACGUCGGGAGAUUAAACUUCUGCUUCUGGGAACUAGCAAUUCUGGUAAAAGUACCAUUGUGAAGCAGAUGAAGAUCAUCCACAGUGGUGGGUUCAAUUUGGAAGCCUGCAAGGAGUAUAAACCCCUCAUAAUAUACAAUGCCAUCGACUCACUAACUCGUAUAAUCAGGGCUCUUGCCACUCUCAAAAUUGAGUUUCACAACCCUGACCGAGCGUAUGAUGCAGUACAACUCUUUGCCUUGACAGGGCCAGCAGAAAGCAAGGGUGAAAUCACAUCCGAACUGCUAGGUGUGAUGAAGCGUUUGUGGGCAGACUCAGGGGUACAGGAUUGCUUCUGUCGCUCCAAUGAGUACCACUUGGAAGAUAAUGCUGCUUACUACCUCAAUGACCUUGAGAGAAUAGCGGCUAUUGAAUACAUACCCACAGUUGAGGACAUCUUGCGCUCACGUGACAUGACCACGGGUAUUGUGGAGAACAAGUUCACUUUCAAAGAGCUCACAUUCAAGAUGGUGGAUGUUGGGGGCCAGAGAUCUGAACGCAAGAAGUGGAUUCACUGCUUUGAGGGUGUUACAGCCAUAAUAUUCUGUGUGGAACUCAGUGGCUAUGACUUGAAGCUUUAUGAAGACAACCAGACAAGCCGGAUGGCAGAAAGUCUUCGUCUCUUCGAUUCCAUCUGCAACAACAAUUGGUUCAUUAACACCUCACUUAUCCUUUUCCUCAACAAGAAGGACCUCCUAGCGGAGAAGAUACGACGCAUUCCACUUACUGUUUGUUUCCCAGACUAUAAGGGACAAAACACAUAUGAGGAGGCAGCUGUUUACAUUCAGCGCCAGUUUGAAGACUUGAACCGCAACAAGGAAACCAAGGAGAUUUACUCACACUUCACCUGCGCCACGGACACCAGCAACAUUCAGUUUGUGUUUGACGCAGUGACAGACGUCAUUAUCCAAAACAAUCUCAAAUAUAUUGGACUCUGCUAAGUUCCUCCCAGAGCAUUUUCAGAGAAUGGGUGUCUUUCUAAACCUAAGACCACAUGCGCCCAGGGUUCAAAGUAAACACAGACAGCACUGAGAUCCCCAACAGAACCCCUCACCUCCUUACCUGCACAAACUGUACAUUUUAACAGGGAAUGAAGACUGAGCUUGAUUUUCAGCAGGUUGAAAAAGGUGCCUGUAAAAUUAUUGGUGUCUGACCAAGAAGAUGCUGUAUGUUUUCUGCUCCCUGCGUCAGAUGUGUGUGAAUAUGUGAGUGUGUGUGUUUGUGUGUGGAUCUGUCUGUGUCUGACUGCUGUCUGGAUUGUUAAACCAUGGGAGAUUUUCUUCUAACUUGAGGUGAGAUUUUUCUGAUUGUCCAGGUUGAUCCAUGCUGGCUCUCUAUUUUUUGCUGGAGCUCUGUCAGAGGGACCUGCAAUCAGCUCUUUCUUAGCAUUGAACAAACUAUAAAAAUAAAAUUAAAAAAAGGAUAGUUCCAACUAUCUGAGGCACCUAUUUUAUGUGCCAUAACUAAAGAUUACAGGGUUCAAUCUAGCUAUCCAGCCAUUGUCCAAUUGCAACUCUAGCAGAUUAUUAAAACAGGAAUGUUGUGUAUUUAGAAGGCACUUUAGGCCAAAAUAAGGUUUGACCUGUGCUUUAAGGGACAUUUUCCAAAUAUCCCGGUAUACUAAUUAUACGUAUUCUGCUGUAAAUUCUUAAACUGUUCUGUAUUAGGACACUCCAGACACCAACCAAUUUGAUAGGUUUUGGACUCAUCUACGUGAUAGUGUUUUUUCUCCACGUUCAAAACUGUUUAGAUGUUUAAACACACAUUGUCUUUUCACAAUGUAACUUCCUUAUUAAAGGUACUCUGAGUAUGUGUCCAGUCAACGAGAGAUUGGUGUUAGUCAAGUUGCCGACAUGACUCCAGCCCACAAUCACUCACUGCCAUCUUAUCUGUUCCCCCCUCUCUCCCCCCCUUUUUAAAUAAUACUAUGCAGUUAAGAAGAGGACAGUGAUUGAUUGUGUGGUAGUAUCUAGUCAGCAGCUCAGCUCACACUGAUCUCUCAUUGGUUUAGCUACACUGAGUACUUACCAAUCAAAUAGACAUUUUGCGAAAAGAAAAGGCAUGGCUAAGAGGGUGGUGGUAACUUUAAGAAAGCUGCAAAUCAUUUUUAAUUUUAUUUUAUUCUUUUUUUUUUUUUUUUUUUUUUUUUUUUUUAGCAAAAUGAAAUGUAUUUGCACAGGGAGAAAACCACAGGUUGAAUGAGGCCAAAACCAAUCAAAUGCAUUUAAGCUGAAUGUGUUUUCUCCUUAAAUUGUUCCGCAUAUAGCAACAAUAAUGGGUUAUUUCUAUGAGAACCAAACUGAUAGUAAGAAACUCCGUUUCCAAAGAGGCCAUUCAGCAGCUGAUAUAUUUUAAAUUCAUUUAUUAUUUUCUAAUAUGAUCCUCACUUUCAAACCAGGUAUCCCUUUGGAGAUACCAAAUCUCUUUAUCUACGCUGAUCUCAGAGUGCUAAAAUAGCAAUACCUUUAUUGGUGAACUCACAGUAUAUAUAUAUAUAUAUGUGUAUAUAUAAUACAUAUACAUACACAGACAUUUUGUAAAUGGAUAGGUCGAUCUCCAAGUACAUUCCAAACCUUAUCAGAAAACAUAAAAGAGACUUCGCCACAGCAAACGCAGCCUCCAUUUUUCAGGUUGUUGACCUGUUUUGCAGCCAACUGUUGCAACUGAACAACAGUCUGUCACUAAAAACCAUAGGCACUCUCUAUGAGUGUUUCCAUGACCCAAGAGUUCUUUAUGCAAUUUAAAGGUAAACCCAAAUUAUCUGCACCCUACCAGCCUUCCUAACAGCAUCCAUGCUUGCUAAAAGAUUGUCUUUAAGGUGCCUGUUUCUCAACAAUCCAUCACCAUCAGAUAUGAAGAGUACCGGUAAAGAGUAGGCUCCUGCUGCAGAUUUUGUUUACACCAAUGUAACAUGGGUUGUUUCCAUUAAUGAGAACUUUGGGUUUUUCUUUUUGUUUUGUUUAGUUUUGUUUUUCCUGCCAAGCCUGUAUGGUUUUUCGCACAAAGAAAAAGCAGGACCUUUUUAUGAGGUGUUCAAGUAUUCUUAUUUGUAAAAAAGAAAAUGCAAAAAAAAAUAAUAAUAUAUCACUGGAAAAUACACUGGCUAUUUAUUUUGCAAAAAAAAAAAAGGGGUCGGGGGGGAAGAGGCUUACAGCUCCUGAUUAUUUACACUGAGAAAGAAAGACUUUCUGACUUGAUAAACUUUGAGGUGAGGUGGGCCUCCCAAAAUUUUAUUUUAAACUGGAGCAGUGUGGUACUACAGAGGCCUUCAAUGGAGCAAUAUGAACAAUACCAUCACACUUUGCUUUAAGAAUUGCCGUAAAGUAAGUUUGGGGUUUAAGGGCACUGAAAGGUACUGUCUCAUAAUACUUUCAAUGAAAUACCCUGAGGAAGCAAGUGAUAGCUAAUUUGUAUUUUAUUUUUCUGGAAAACAGUCGCUAAUUCUGGAUGUCUGUGUGAAGUCUGUGUGUAAAUAAGUUGAGGCCGUGUAAAGCACAUCCACUUGGUAUGUAAAUUCUAGCCCUCGAGCUUCAUGUGUAAUCCCAGCCACACAGUGCCCUCCUGAAAUCACAUUGCCCCUAAAACCCAUGUAUGAUUCCUCUGCCAAGGGCUUAAUUCUUCAAGGACCCAAGCUAGUUGCAGUGCACCGUGUUCCUGCUAAAUUGCAGUGUUCACAGUGUUUUGCAGGCUGCCUUAGGCUUGAAGUUUGAUGACACUACAUUUUCAGAUUGAAACUCUACUGGCGAAAGAGAAAUAAAGAUUCUGAAUGGUU
This is a messenger RNA of Pelobates fuscus (common spadefoot toad), 4812 nucleotides long. RefSeq names its product G protein subunit alpha z (gene GNAZ). Gene Ontology annotation, biological process: adenylate cyclase-modulating G protein-coupled receptor signaling pathway. Gene Ontology annotation, cellular component: heterotrimeric G-protein complex. The transcript has 3 exons. NCBI's taxonomy places the organism in Eukaryota, Metazoa, Chordata, Amphibia, Anura, Pelobatidae. The record is from RefSeq and is a predicted model, not a curated record. The coding region runs from base 914 to 1981 and encodes 355 amino acids. Gene Ontology annotation, molecular function: G protein-coupled receptor binding; G-protein beta/gamma-subunit complex binding; GTPase activity.